AUGGAUGAAGAUCUGGAAGAAUUUAAAAAGCUCAAUCCCGGGAUAUUGAUGGACCGUCGCAAUUCGGUGUGUGACGAAGGUAUCGUGCUAGACGGGAAAGAUCCGCCGAUCAAAACGUUUCCGAAGACUGCUGAACUGAAGAAAAUGCUGAAGGAAUCGGCUAGAGGUUUAUUCAUUUUCUCGGAACUGAGCGAUGCCGUGUUGAACACAAUUAUCGACUGUAUGUUCUCGAGGAACGUGAUCAAAGGCGAGAGGAUAAUCACGCAAGGCUAUCACUGCGAUCUUUUCUACAUCGUCGAAUCGGGGAUAUUCAACGAGUGGAUCAUUCAACCGAACGGAAAAAAGAUCCAUAUUGACACGUACGGCCCGGGCAGCUGCUUCGGCCAGAUAGCACUGAUGCACGGCAUUUUACGCAUGUCGACCGUCCGAGCGAAGUCCAACGGCGUCCUAUGGCAAUUGCAGCGCGGAAACUUCAAACAAAUCGUCCUUCGUUCCUCGUACAAAAAACGGCUGGCCUACGAUGUCAUCCUGAACACAGUGCCGGAGCUCGCCCAACUCGACCAAGACGACAAACUCAGAGUGGCCGACUCCUUAGAGAUGAAGUCCUUCCGUGACGGAGAUACGAUUCUGUCUCGUUCCUAUCCGUCGAAUGGGAUUUACUUCUCUCUACCAGAAGGCGUUGUGUUAACGGUCUACGACAAACCCGGCUCCGAGAAUUUCGUCGAGCUGAAAAUAGGGGACAUGUUCGGAGAAAGCUGCAUGAUGAACGUAGCUCCUCGGAAUAUAAACACCGUCUGUUCUUCAGGAUCUUCGGUUUUAGCCUUCCUGCCAAAGUCCUGUGUAGAAACUUUACUCGGCGACUGCUUGGAACUGAUCCUACAGCACACCCAAGUUAAAAUAAAACUUCAAAUGUCCGGUGCCGCACCCACAUUGUUCUAA
Messenger RNA from Cimex lectularius (bed bug), 939 nucleotides. RefSeq names its product cAMP-dependent protein kinase type II regulatory subunit-like. Bases 1 to 939 code for a protein of 312 amino acids. The transcript has a single exon. The record is from RefSeq and is a predicted model, not a curated record. Lineage: Eukaryota; Metazoa; Arthropoda; Insecta; Hemiptera; Cimicidae.